Messenger RNA from Galdieria sulphuraria, 1814 nucleotides. Its product is annotated as serine/threonine protein kinase. Bases 25 to 1701 code for a protein of 558 amino acids. Lineage: Eukaryota; Rhodophyta; Bangiophyceae; Galdieriales; Galdieriaceae. Gene Ontology annotation, molecular function: protein kinase activity; ATP binding. The record is from RefSeq and is a predicted model, not a curated record. The transcript is spliced from 5 exons. Gene Ontology annotation, biological process: protein phosphorylation.
UCUUUCUUGAAGAAAAGCCCGCUCAUGAGCGACUUAUUUAACGAUAGAAGAGUUACAUGGGAGGAUCCUGACGGUGAGGUAGAUGUUGUGGUGGAAGAAGGCUCCUUGGCACGUGAAGAGGAAAGCGACUCUUUUCGACAAGACGAAGAGAACUAUGACGUGGAAAACUCGUCGAAAACAUGUUUUCCUGUGUGGGAAGCGAAAUGGUCGCGAAAGGCAAAAGUCGAACGAGUGUUGAGACUGCGACCGGAAACGGAGCCUCAUACGAGUGAGCCUUGGUUUUCAAGAAGUAGAAUGCGUUUGCUUGCAGACUCCCCAGCGGUGUAUUUAAUAGAUUCCAUUCUCAUUAUUAUCAACUUGCUUAUUUUUCUGUCAAAAUAUAUUGUCAUGUUCCGGACAGCUUGGACACUAGACGCAAGCAGCAGAUAUGCUUAUAUAGUUACCACGUGGCUGCAGACUGGAGCCAACUUAUUGGUGUGGACAAUAUUUAGUAUUGAAACGUUGUUACGAAUAUAUACCUGGGGCAGAGUGCAAUUUUUUAAACAAAGAUUGAAUAUUGUAGACUUUACAAUUGUUAGUUUUCUGGGUAUCACUUGUAUCAUUGAGUUGGUUCUUUUUGCCCCUGUAACACGAUCUUCGUUAGAUGUGAAUGUUGAAUGGGACGUUCAGUUGGUUCAACUUUUUCAUGUUAUAUUUUCUACUUUGCGUUUUGUGGUUGUGAUACGCCUAGGCACAGCCGAAAACUUGAGAAGAAAAGCUUAUCGCACUGCUCAAGAAAUGAAAGAAACACAAGUGGCAAGAGGACUUGAAACGUCAUGGUUAGUGAAAGAGAACGAAGUGCAGUUUGGAGAGCAAAUUGGGAUUGGAGCAGUUGGAGUGGUUUAUUUGGGUCUUUGGCAAGGAACUCUUGUAGCAGUUAAACAAGUAUUGUGUCCUCAUUUGGAUUUAGAUUCUCGUAAGACUUUGGAACAUGAAGUCCGAAUCAACUCUUUGUUGAGACAUCCAAACAUUGUUUUAUUUAUGGGAGUUAUAUUCCAUAGCGACCAAAGUAUAUCUCUACUAUCUGAAUAUUGUGAAAAAGGCAGUUUACAGCGUCUUAUUUAUGAUAAGCAAUUCGACCUCAACUACACUUUUAUUAUGAAAUUUUCGGUGGAUGCAGCUCAAGGAUUAGCUUACUUACACUCUAGAAGUCCACCUAUUCUACACAGGGACUUGAAAAGUGCGAAUCUUUUGGUAGAUUCCAGUUGGAACUUGAAGAUUGCUGAUUUUGGAAUGAGUGCAGUUCUUUCGAAUAUUCAUCAAGAUGGAGCAUUAGGAACGAUACAAUAUACGGCACCUGAAGUAUUGAGAAAUGAACGGCCUUCACAAGCUUCCGAUAUAUAUAGUUUAGGGAUGGUUCUUUGGGAAAUGGGUGCUCGAGAGUUACCUUUCAAAGGAAAGAAUAGAUAUGAGUUGUUUAUUGGCAAAGCUGAACAUGGAGUGAAACCUGAUAUUCACAAAUGUGAGUUGCGAACCAGUUGUAAAUAUAUUUCAUUAGUCAAUCGCUGUCUGUCUUUUGAACCAGGAAAGAGGCCUUCAGCUGUGAACUUGAUAGAGUUGCUUCAUCGAUUGAUUGAUGAGGACAGUGAUAUUUCUGCUGCCUUAUUAAGUUUGGGGGAAAAAGACUUGAAUACGGACUCUAUUUUGUUUAAUGGUGUAUGAGAGUUGCUGUGAUACGUUUCGUUGACAUAUGUUUGUAUAUAUGUAUGUAAUGUUUGUCUUCCAAUUAGUUUAGUUAUAAAAACGAUUCAUACGCUAUGAAUUUUCUAAAGAGU